Pyricularia oryzae 70-15 is the source of this 5598-nucleotide messenger RNA. Its product is annotated as ankyrin repeat domain-containing protein 28. The transcript has 7 exons. NCBI's taxonomy places the organism in Eukaryota, Fungi, Ascomycota, Sordariomycetes, Magnaporthales, Pyriculariaceae. Gene Ontology annotation, molecular function: protein binding; zinc ion binding. The coding region runs from base 129 to 5447 and encodes 1772 amino acids. The record is from RefSeq and is a predicted model, not a curated record.
AGGCAACAGGGCCAGCAGUUGAGCUAAUUGAAAAUAUGUCGGCAAUGAUGCCCUGAUCAUAGCACCUUACACAUCCCACGACCCCAGCACGUUCGUGGUCUACGUUCAAAGUACCACUGCAACUGAAUAUGGCGACAAUCGUCUCAAAGACGAACAUGCCUGACGCUGGAGCCCUCGACAACGAAAUCCAGGCGGAACCUAUAUCAGACCGGGGCCUGGUCAUUGAGCAAGAUGUCGAAGAUGCACCAGUCGACGUCGUCGCCAUCCACGGCCUUGGCGGCGGGAGGAGAAAGACUUGGACUUUAGAAGCCAACGAGAAUGGUUGUUGGCUUUCAACUGUUUUCCCAGGGCGAGUUAUGCUCUAUGGAUACGAUACUAGUAUCCGAUCUAUGCCGUUCAGGCGACGCGAUAUCAUCGGAGAAGCAAAGCUACUUCUCGAGAGUCUUCGAACCCGUCGCGACGACGAGCUUUACAGGCGACCAGUCAUUUUUGUAUCGCAUGGCUUAGGUGGGCUGAUAGUGAAAGCCGCAAUUGUCAUUGCGUCCAGAGACCCUACGAUGUAUGAGUAUCUGCUGCCUGCUGUGCGAGUCCUCAUCUUCUUCGAUUUUCCCCAUUCGUCCAUCAGCAUCAGACAUCUCGAGACGCAGUUACAAACGCAUAUAUCUGAGGCCACACGGAUAUAUCCAGGCGAGGAAAUUUUGCUUGACAGGUCUCAAUUCCUGGCUGAAACCAUCGAAGAAGUAAAUUGGAUGUUCCUGCACUCGAAGAUGACGGCUCAAGCAUACAUUGUCGACUACUACAGCGACCUCGAACCUGCACUGAACUCUUUUUAUGGCUUCGGUAGAGCAGCCACUAGGAUGAGGUCAUGUGUCGGCUGCAAACACGCAGUCGACAGGGAACACAGGUCCAUAACACGAUUGAGUGACGAUGAGGUUGCCAGGCUACAAUCAGAAGCAGUAGAGUGGAUAAAAAAGGGCCCCUCACCCGAUCACGACCAAGCGAGACGAGAUUUUCUCUCGCAAGCCUCUCCGAUGUUCCCACCUGGCUUUGAUGAAACUCCUCCGGCCCUCAUACCAGUUAUUGGAGGUUUCCUGGAAGCGAGUCACAACAUGGUACUGCAUGUGCAGACUGCUUCUAACGACAACUCGCCUGUGUUCGACGGCAUAUGUUCUUGGCUUUCCCGGGCGAAGCCAGACCACGGCGGCGGACUCCUCAACUUCCAGUUCGAUAAGUCUGAUGCGCGCUUCAGCUCCAUCGACAACAUGCUACGGACCUUCAUCUCAAUGCACAUGCACGAGCAUAUUACGUGCGAAACUGCCCACACUCUUGCAUCUUACUUGACAAAAUUCUCGGCGAUAGGAACACGCGACUUGCUAUAUUAUUUUGGGCGGGUGAUUCCUAGUGACUCAAGAUAUCCUUUAACAUUUGUCUAUGUCAUCGAUGGUCUCGAAAAGUGUGGAGAAGGUGCCUCCGACUUUAUUGCCUACCUCAACUAUUUACUUGGGAGUGAGGCGCAUCAUUUCAAAGUCAUUAUUAGGACGAGUUUAGGGGCCAACGAUCAUCUUCUAUCCGAAUUUUCCCGGAUACCACCCGAUUUCUUGACCACUUUUGUUGUCGGGCAGAAAGAGGGCGACUACUCGGCCCCUCAGCUAUGUACAGGGCGCACAGGAUUUAGUUCUCAAGCACUAAUGAUCCUCGAUGAGCUGGAACACGCAUUUGGCGACGACUUUUGCAUGCUAGCUCUGCUGCAAGAUUGGCUGGAUUCAGAUUCCCGAGCUUUGGCUGCAGUGGAGUGCGAUCUUGGCAAACUGAAGGGCGCGACCUCAGGUCAGAUCUUUGCAGCUUUAUUAUCCGACAUGCCACCGGAGCGUCGCACCUGGGCUAGCAUCAUCUUGCUCUGGGUUUUACAGGGCUUUCGGCCUCUUUUGAUGGAAGAGCUAUGUUUUGUCUCAUAUUCGAUACGCAGAAGCAUAUUGGAAGAGGCUAGAGACGAAACCUGUCAGCAGAUCCUUGGUCACUUCAACGGCAUACUGAAAAACUACCAUGGAGAAGUGCGCUUUGCGCAUCCUGAGAUCCGCACAUGGCUCACAUCCAACGCGGUCGAAUGUGGACCUGACUUGUCUUCAACGCAAGCAUGGUGGCAGCAGAUCCAAGGAGGGGAGGAGGGCCACACCCAAAUCCUCAAAACAUGUCUGGAAUACUUGGUCAGGCCGUCCGAGUUCCACUGCUUUACGGAUUGGCCAGCUGCUCGUACCUUUCCAUACGCCGCAGAAUCCUGGCCGUCUCACUACAAAAUGGCAGGGAACAGCCCAGCAGCCACCACGGCAAAAGCGUUGGCAGCCACACUGUUGCAAGAUGAUGCCCUGCGACUCCAGUGGGUGAGGUCAUAUUCUUCUUAUGGAAAGUCUUUGGCUCGUCCGGGCCCUGAUACUCUUGAGCCAGCUGCAGUUGCCGCAAAACUUGGACUAGAAGAUCUCGUCGAAACUCUUACUUCUACUACAGAUAUCUCUCGCACAGCCACCAGCAUUAUGGGAGAGGCAGCUGAAAGUGGAAACAUCAACCUUCUGCGGAGGCUUCUUCCCCCUUCUUCAGUACAGUUGCGACUCCAAGAUCCAGGCGUUGAGAGUCUUGUGAGAGCUGCAGUCACUUCUAGUUGCAGUGGAAUUGUGGACGAGAUUGUGAAGCGCCUGCCCAGUGCUCGUAUGAAGGAACUCGAUUUGCCUUCAUGGACUUCUGAUUUGUUUCUCCUGGCCGUGUGGAACGAUAAUGUGGCUCUCGCACGAAGCCUCCUCGACCUUGGCACAGACCCUCGUGUUAGCUUUGAGGUUAGACACCCGGUUGGCCCCGUUGGGAUUUCAGUGAUGCGUAAUGCGAUCGGUGUUAUCAAUUUACUCGUUGAAAGAGGCUACGACAUUACCCCUGAGACGGGCAUUGAGCACCCAAGUUUACUCAACCUAGUCACCACCUGGGGCAGCUCAGAGGUGAUUCGGCUGCUCUUCGCCAACGGCCUCCGCGCGAAUGCUAUCAACAACUCUGGAGAAACCCUACUAGAAAACGCCGCAAUGUGGGGUCGUUACGAAAUUCUCAACACGCUACUUGAGCUCGCUGACCUCGGGCAAUAUCUGCGCCUUGGUUCUAACCAUCCUCUCAUCACCACAGCCCGCCGUGGAUACGCCAAGUCCAACGAAAUCCUACUGAAGCAUGGUGCGGAUCCAAACGCGACUGAUGACCGCGGCAAUGCCCUCAAGUGUGCAAUUCUCUCUGAUAACUGGCGAGUCUGUCAACAAUUGUUGGAACAACCUACACUCAAUGUCCACCAUGGUGGCUCGGACGGCAAAGCCCCCUUACUGGUUGCCAUGUGGUCGAAGUGGGAAAAGGAUGUUAUCAAAAGCUUACUUGACCGCGGUGCGAAUAUCGAGGCUAGGGAGCCAGGGGAAUAUAAACGUACAUGUCUACUGAUGGCUUGCGCACGCAUUGCACCAGUCGGCGAGGUCGUCAAGAUCCUCUUGGGGCAUGGUGCAGACAUGACUGCUCGAGACUCUGACGGUUGGACGCCACUAUUUACGGCUGCAACCUUCGGCACCGUUGAAGUGGUACGGCAGCUGAUUGAUGCUGGGUCUGAUGUCUCUGUGGUCUGUGGAAUUGAACAGCAGACUCCUUUGCAUGCAGCAGCUCAUCGCCCGGAAGUGCUAUCGGCAUUAUUGGCUCAAGGUUUAGAUCCCUCCCUUAAGGGAAAGGCUGAACAUUCCCCUCUGGAGCUUGCGGCCUCGAGGUCUGCGGCAGCAGUCCGGCUGAUGCUGAACUCUCCACUCGAGAACAAAGCUGCGCUGUCUACUGCUCUAUGGCGGGCUGUUCUGAAUGAUAUGGGUCCGAAAGACAAAUAUGAAUUAGUCGACAUGUUACUCGAGGCUGGCGCCGACCCAAACUAUAUCGACAGCAAUGGGACACCUCUGUUAAAUCAUGCUGUGCAGAGGGGACACGUCUCGAUAGCGCAAAUACUCCUCGAGUUUCGAGCUGAUAUCCAUGCCAGGGACAUCAGCGGGAAUACCGCGCUGCACUAUCUCAGCCACUUGGCCUCGGUGCCCCUGGCCAAACUUUUGGUUAAUGCCGGGGCCAGGUUGGAUGCAAUAGGCGAGGCGGGAAAUACUCCACUGAUCAGCGUUACAAACUCGGGUUGCUGGGACGUUUUCCGGUAUUUGCUCACCAAAAAGGAGACGCGGCUCGUAAUAAACUUGGAGGGGCAGGGCACAUCGGCUUUGCACAAUGUUUGCCGCUCGAACAUCUCAAACAACCUCGAGCUUAUGCAGCUCCUAGUCGAGAAUGGCGCCGAUGUGAACCUGGAACCUGCCAGAGGCCGUCGAGGCACACCGAUCUUCCAAUGCUGCCUACGGAUCGGAGACAAUUACGAUCCUGUAAAGGAAGAGAUGAUUGCCUACUUGCUUGGGAAGAACGCAAAGGUCGACAGCUUCAAAAAUGAAACCUCACCGAUUCACGCUGCCAGCAUGUGGUGCAGUGCCAAAAUCAUCAAGAUGCUCCUCGACAAGGGUGCAGACCCGGAGGCCCUCGAUCAUGUGAAUUGCAAACCCCUUCACGUAGCCUGUUAUAACUCACUUGCAGCUGUCGAGGCGCUGGCCGGAGUUCUCGAGGAGAAAGGUGCAUCUUCUCAAACGUCAUCCAACGUGGGAUUAGGUCAUGACUUUGCCCUGAAGGACGUCUUUGGAAGGGUGCCGCUACACUUCACCGUCGCGACAGGUGACAUUGCAUUAAUCACGUACGUCCUUGAGCAGUCACUCGCCGCUGGCCUCACCGUCGACGUGCCGGAUCACGAUGGCUGGACACCGCUGCUGUGGGCCCUCCGCAAAGGGAAAGUAUACCAAUGGGAUGACCGCGACUGCCGCCAAGGCGAGGUGGUCAGACUGCUACUCGAUCGCGGUGCCGACCCAGCGGUCCGGGUCAGCGUGCCCCCGAUCGUGGAGGCGGAGGGAAACGAGUGGUUUGCUGUGGACGUGGCCAGAUACCACGGCGCCUCCUUGGAAGUAAUCGAAAUGCUUGAGGAGAGGUUUCCACAGGCGCCCCACCGAUACGAGUCUAGCAAGAUAGGUGAUAGAGUUCAGGACUGGUUCUGCGACGGGUGUGAAUUGGAACUUGUCGGCAUCCACUACAAGUGCCAAGAAUGUCAAAACUACCUGUUCUGCUUCAAGUGUUACCGACACUGUGAAAGUUUUCACCCGCCGCACGAAUUUGUGCAGCUAGGCACUCACCGCAGCCUGCACGCUCCAGUGGUGGUGGAGGAUGCCGGGUCGGUCGCGAGCGCGACCUCGCAAGAGACCGACGACGGCAGCGAUAAUAACGAAGAGGACGAUGAUGAUUUGGAUAUAAAUAGUGAUGUUAUCAGUGACGAUAACGCUAGCAGAAUGGGAGACGGACAUAGUGUUGGUUCUUUAUAGUUUUAGUGGUAGGAUCUGUGGCCUGGGAUUAAGGGCGUAUGGGAGGAGGGCGAACUUGUAUACAAUGCAAAAAGGCAUUCGACAGAUUAACUACAGUUUGUUCCACUUCGUAAUCUUGCUUACCUAUAUAAUAUAUUAUUAUUAUUACUAG